UAGGGAUGGGCACAAAAGUAUAAACUUCCUCUCCUGUACAGAAAAGGACACUCUGCAUUUUCUUCGAUUCUCUCAAAACCCCAAUUUCUUCCUUCAAUCUUCAUUACAGAAGAAGAAGAGAGAGAGAGAAAGAAGAAUCAUCACCGUCUUCUCCGGCCGCUCUCUCUCUCUCUAUCUCUCUGGAAAUGAAGCUGGAGAAGGAGGCCAUGGCACUGCAGCCUCUCCUCUUCGUCGUCAUUCUCCUCCUUUCUGGACCGACAUCCAUCGAUUCCGUCACAGAUUCAUCCGACUCUUCUGCUUUAGGAGUAAUGUAUUCCAGCUUAAAUUCUCCAUCACAAUUGACCAAUUGGAACUCGAGUGGCGGCGAUCCGUGUGGAGAUUCUUGGCUGGGUAUUACCUGUUCUGGCUCGAGAGUGACAGAAAUAAAAAUAGCUGGUCUGGGACUAAGUGGUUCAAUUGGCUACCAGCUUUCAAGUUUAACUUUUGUAACCAUUUUUGAUUUAAGUAACAAUAAUCUUGGCAAUGAUAUACCUUAUCAGUUGCCGCCAAAUGUGCAGCAGUUAAAUCUUGGGGGAAAUGGCUUCACUGGGAGUAUUCCUUAUUCAAUUUCUCUGAUGACUUCCCUUGUAUACCUAAAUCUUGGCCACAAUCAAUUACAGGGACAAUCAAAUGACAUAUUUGGACAACUUUCAAAACUUUCCACAUUGGAUCUCUCAUUUAAUUCUUUAACUGGAAAUCUUUCUCAGAGUAUGAGUUCCCUUACCAGUAUGACAAAUAUGUACCUUCAGAAUAACCAAUUCACUGGAACUAUUGAUGUUUUGGCCAAUCUUCCCCUUCAAAAUUUGAAUAUUGAAAAUAAUCGUUUCGUCGGCUGGAUUCCAGCACCGUUAGCAUCCAUCAAUAUCCAGCAAGGUGGCAACUUGUUGAACUCCGGACCUGCACCUCCACCUCCUCCAGGCACACCUCCUACUCCCACUGGAAAUCCUAACAGUAGUAAUGAGAAUAACCGACCCAAUGUUAGCACCACCAGCAGUGACGGUGGAAGCAAGAAAAAAUCCGGCAUAAGUGGUGGUGCUGUUGCUGGUAUAGUGAUAUCCCUUUUAGUUGUUGGGUCAGUUAUUGCAUUCUUUAUUAUGAGGAAAAGGACCCGGAGAUCGUCAACCGAUAUCGAAAAGUUCGAUAAUCAGCCGCUAGCUCCUCAUGUUUCAAAUGAUGUGCAAGAAUUGAAGUCUAUUCCAACAGUAUCUUCAGUGGAGACCAAAAAACAAUACGAACCUUUGGCUUCGAUAAACCUCAAACCACCACCUAAUGAUCGUCACAAAUCAUUUGACGGAGAAGAAGAUCGCUUGAGGAAACCAAUUCUCAAGAAGAAAACCGAUAGAACAUUAAUCAAUGCUACUUCGUAUUCUAUAGCAGACUUGCAGCUCGCGACUGAAAGCUUUAGUGUGGAUAAUCUCAUCGGUGAUGGGUCCAUUGGAAGGGUCUAUCGUGCUGAAUUUAACGACGGAAAGGUUCUUGCUGUGAAGAAAAUAAAUAGUUCUGCUCUUUCCAGUGAUUCAUCUGAAGAUUUUCUUGAAAUAGUUUCAAAUUUAUCAAGACUUCAUCAUCCUAACAUAACAGAAUUUGUCGGUUAUUGUUGUGAGCACGGUUUGCACUUGCUGGCUUACGAAUUCCACAAAACAGGUUCUUUGCAUGAUUUCCUACAUUUAUCUGAUGAAUACAGCAAACCUUUGAUCUGGAAUACCCGAGUCAAGAUCGCUCUCGGAACCGCACGAGCAUUAGAGUAUCUACAUGAAGUUUGCUCGCCAUCUAUUGUUCACAAAAAUGUAAAGUCUGCAAACAUAUUGUUAGAUGUCGAUCUCAAUCCUCGUAUGUCCGAUGCUGGCCUAUCGAGUCUCAUUCCAGACGCUGAUUUGGCAUUGAAUCAUAAUGCGGGUUCUGGAUAUAGUGCACCUGAGGUCGCAAUGUCGGCCCAAUACACCAUAAAGAGCGAUGUUUACAGCUUUGGCAUAGUCAUGUUGGAACUCCUUACUGGUAGAAAACCGUUUGAUAGCUCAAGGUCGAGAGCUGAGCAAUCUUUGGUUCGAUGGGCAACUCCUCAACUCCACGAUAUUGAUGCUCUCACGAAAAUGGUUGAUCCAGCUCUAAAGGGUUUAUAUCCCGUCAAAUCUCUUUCGCGUUUUGCUGAUGUUAUUGCACUUUGUGUUCAGUCGGAGCCAGAGUUCAGGCCACCCAUGUCGGAGGUGGUGCAAUCGCUUGUGUUACUGGUGCAACGAGCUAACAUGAGCAAGAGAACUGUUGGUAACGAUCGACAGACUGAUAAUUCGGAAAGCUAUGAUGACUAUUAAGGAAGAAAUAAACUGAAAUUUGUGCAGAAUUUUUAAAUGAUUUUUGUAUCAUCAAGUUUCUUUCCUUGUAUGGGAUUGAAAAUGGAAGCUGAAUCAACAAUUGAAGCAAUGCAGAUGUUUUUGGCCACAUUUUGGAUUAUUUCUCAUUCACACUACUUUUUUUUUAUUGAAAAUAUGUUCUUAUUUCUGUUU
Molecule: messenger RNA, 2540 nt
Organism: Impatiens glandulifera
Lineage: Eukaryota; Viridiplantae; Streptophyta; Magnoliopsida; Ericales; Balsaminaceae
Product: protein STRUBBELIG-RECEPTOR FAMILY 7-like
Exons: 16
Coding region: 186-2348 (720 amino acids)
Biological process (GO): protein phosphorylation
Molecular function (GO): ATP binding; protein kinase activity; receptor serine/threonine kinase binding
Source: RefSeq, a predicted model, not a curated record